AUGGGCUUCAGAAUCUCGUCGUAUACGCUCAUCAAGGCUGUGUCGCUAGCCCACAUUACCGCGGCAUACCUCUUGCUCUACAGGCCUCAUGUCCUGGCCGAGCAGAACAUUGUUGUCAUCUUGGGCGAGUCGAUGCAAGUGCCUGCAACAUCAGCUUUCAGCAAGCCUACAGAAAUCACCGCCCUCGCAUCCAUCUUCCUAGCCUUCCUCGGUGUCAGCGACUUGAUCGCAGCCAGCCUCCCCGAACGCUCAUGCCUCGAAUACUGGUCCAACGUCCUGCCUUUCCGUCUCAUCAUGCUGUUCGUCGGCACCGGCUACAUCUACCUCACCAGAAGUGACGACACUACCACUUCUACAAUCCGAGCCCUCAAGGGCACCUCAAACCCCCUCGACCUUGUCAAGAACUCGUUCAUUUUCACCUUCAUGUUCAUGGAGACACUCCACUGGUUCUGGGUAUUUGUCGCCAUGAAGGAAGACAGACGCGAGUGGAUGGUCCGCGAGGCAACAGCACAGCUCCGCGAGGAAGAGGAGAGAAAGUUCAGAAUGUAA
Messenger RNA from Aureobasidium namibiae CBS 147.97, 549 nucleotides. RefSeq lists its product as uncharacterized. The record is from RefSeq and is a predicted model, not a curated record. Lineage: Eukaryota; Fungi; Ascomycota; Dothideomycetes; Dothideales; Saccotheciaceae. The transcript is spliced from 2 exons. The coding region runs from base 1 to 549 and encodes 182 amino acids.